AUGCCGCUAGCGAUGAGUUCAGAGACAGCCGACGAGUGUGAGAAGAAGACUGUUCGUGCAAAGAAAUCGAAUGAAACCAACAACAAAAAGAAUCAAAGAAAGAUUCGAUUCAAAGAACAAGUCAAUAUUCACAGCAUUCAUUGCAUUCCGGAGAAGGAGAAGGGGCAUAUUUGGUACACAGCUGCAGACUACAACGAGGCUUCAAAGAACGGAAGAAUCCUUCGAAAAUGCAUCUCCAACAAUGAUCAACUCUACCGCCAAAAUCAAGAAAACUUGAAUGCUCAGGGCGUAUUUACAGAACAGCAAACGAUGCAAAUGGAAAUAGCCGUUAAAGCAUCCACUACUGCCGUAUUUGAAGAGCAAGAAAGACAAGGAAAAGCAUUAUUUAGUGGCAACAAGACGAGUAGUGAGUUCUCUCUGGACUACGAGAAAAUCGCUGAAGCAUAUCGAAAGUACUCACGCGAAGCUCAAGAGCAAGCACAACUUCGAGCAGCUCGCCAUGAGAAGCACCUGAAAGACACUGACACCAAGUCUGUGAAGCAUUCAUCUCCAUCCUCGUCGCCUCGCUCUCUAAAGAAGAAAACUCUCACUGGACAUUCACCAAAACCUAGAAAAUCCCGCAGUCUUUCGCCGAAAGCAACUUCCCGCGGUGUGCGAAAGCUAAUCCCAAAACCCUCUGUAUUCCUAUUUGGGCCAAAGGGAUCUUCCAAAUUGACGCCCGCAGCCUAA
Cylindrotheca closterium is the source of this 729-nucleotide messenger RNA. Lineage: Eukaryota; Bacillariophyta; Bacillariophyceae; Bacillariales; Bacillariaceae. The record is from the annotation of a GenBank genome assembly.